Molecule: messenger RNA, 4341 nt
Organism: Branchiostoma floridae (Florida lancelet)
Lineage: Eukaryota; Metazoa; Chordata; Leptocardii; Amphioxiformes; Branchiostomatidae
Product: sorting nexin-29-like
Exons: 22
Coding region: 173-2953 (926 amino acids)
Molecular function (GO): phosphatidylinositol binding
Source: RefSeq, a predicted model, not a curated record
AUAUUUUUACUUAUGCAGUGGAGUUGCUGAGUGGAGUAAUCCAAGAUGACCUGACCGUAUUUUGGCUGAGUGGGGAGAGGAAACGAUGGAAGUGGAGUGAAGAAAUCUCUUUUAUGUAGAAUUUUGCUUCCCUUUUUGAAGAAUCGCAGUGCGUCAGCGGGAAGAAGAGACUAUGAGCGGUGCACCUGCAGACCCUCAUCAGACCGAGCGCCAAAACCUGUUGGACAGACUUCUGGAUGGAGUCAAACAGUGUCAGAUCAGGUUUGGUGGCAGGACAGAGCUGGCCACAGACGGUGACAGCAGGGUUGUGUGCUUGUUGAACCAGUUUGAAACAGUGCUUCAACAUGGGAUGAAGAGAGCCAAGGGACUAGCAGCAAUCAAACAGGUAACACAACAAGUGACAGGUAUCAACAUGAAAGGUGAAACAGAACCAGUGUUCUGGCAAUGUCUGAGAGAACAUCUGAACAAACACGAGCUACAGCGGUACCUGAUGUUACAGCAGGUUACCACGGACGCAGGGCGGGGCAGGGCAUGGCUCAGGUCAGCCCUGAAUGAACACUCGCUGGAGAGAUACCUGCAUUCCUUACUGGGAGACACUAAUCUACUCAGACAACACUAUGAUGACUGGGCCUUUGUCCUUGAUGAUGAGAGAUCCAGCAUGCUCCCUAAUAUGGCAGCAGGUCUGGGUUCUAUACUGUUUGCCAUCAAUAUAGACAAGUCAGAACUGAACACAGUAAAGCAGGCCUCUGCCACCUCCCUACUGGAGCCCCUGGCCACCAUGGUGGGGAAUGUCACCAGCGGAGUCAGCAGUCAGAAACCUGGGGACGAACCACAGCCUGUGUAUGCAUUAGAUGUGCCCAGUGGAGACACAUCAUCCAGCAAAGACAAAAAGAAAGACAAGAAGAAGAAGAAAAAGAAAGUGGCCACCAUUAUUGACAGUGACUCUCCUCCAAGCCCCUUCUAUGCUUCCAAGUCUCAUUCAACAUCUGAAGGCUCAGGAGCUUUCAAAGAGCCAAGCCUUGACUAUGGAACCGGGUCCCCACCUAUAGCAAUCACACAAUCUGAUAAUCAACAUCUAGCAAGGAGCUAUCCUAGUGACAGCCCCGACCUAUCUUAUUUGUCUUCUUCCUUCCCUACAAAGACUCCUCCCCCUACUCCAUAUGAUUCAGCAAUGUUGACCUACCAAAGUCAACUUCUAGAUGGCUCGGACUACAUGAACGCUAGACUGAACGCGAUGUCGAUGGAGCAAGGGGAGGAUGAAGGGAUGACCGCCGGGGCACCGCAAACCCUCUCCACGUCCUUCCCAGUCAAGACCCCGCCUCCUACGCCGUACGAUUCAUCAAUGAUGAAGUACCAGCAUGCCCUGGAAGAGGAGACGGAUUACAUUAGCAAGAAGCUGAAGGAAGUUUCCUCCCAAGAAAUGUCGGAGAGUCCGUCAGCACCGAGGUGGUCCUUCAGUACGGGGGGCUCCAAGGAUCUGGGAGACUCCCAGUCUUACGAUGAGGACAGCAUGGGGGAGGAUAUCAGGAGGUCGUCUGAUAAUGGUUCUGGUAAUCUCAUGUUGUACGGUGAAGAGAGGACGGGUGAGGCUACAGAUCUGUUUCCUGUGACUGUGGAAGACGACUUUACCACAUCCUCAGAGACAAUGUCAGAGUCCCACACCAGGCCAGAGUCGUUUCCCCGAUCGGAUUCCCUCCCACACUAUGGAGCAGACAUGGAGAGUGCAGCCAUGGCAGUGGCACUGGCACAACAAGGCCUGGACAUCAGACUUCCAUCUUCAGCACACCUGCCUACACACAUCCACACCAGUUCAGUGAGAACACAAGGAGAUGGCAGUGUUGCUACGUUACCAGCAUCGCCUAGACAUGAAACCAUGUCAACAAGUGAGUUGAAGCAAGCUGUCGUGGCCAUGAUGUUAAGAAAAGACGAAGUAGAGGAACAAAACAGGUCCAUGAGGAGUUUGCUUGAUGCAGAAAUGGAGAACUCAGCAAGGUUAAGAGUGGAAACAGAGGAACUAAAGAAGAAGCACAGUUUGCAACAGGAGAGAAGCACAACCAAGAUACAAGCUCUAACCAGAGAGAAUGAAGUCCUGAAGCAUCAGCUAAAGAAGUACGUAGGGGCUGUACAGAUGCUGAAGAGGAAAGGGGCACAAGGAACUGAGAUUCUAGCAGGACUAGUGAAGGUCCAGGAGGAUGAACAGCCGCCCCCCCCUCCCCCUCCUCCUGAGGGAACUGUAGACUACAGUGAGGAGGCUGCACAGUACAAGGAGAAACUCAUCCAGGUGGCAGAGAUGCAUGGUGAACUGAUGCAGUUUAAUGAACAUCUCCACAUGGACCUGCUGUCCAAGGACAACCUCAUCCAGCGGCUGAAGGAGGAACUAGUGGAGCUCAGGGGACCUCUACCUGAAGACAGUGUUACAGAGGAGACCAGUGGGACUGAUGCUGACUUGAGUCUGGUUACCCGAGCCCUGGUUAACAUCUGGAUCCCUUCAGUCUUCCUGCGUGGCAAGGCUUCAGACACUCACCAUGUUUACCAGGUGUACAUCAGAAUAAGAGACGAAGAGUGGAACAUCUACAGGAGAUAUGCUCAGUUCUAUGAGCUCCACUCUCAGAUGAAGAAGAAGUUUCCCUCUGUGGCAUCACUGGGCUUCCCUCCCAAAAAGGCCAUAGGAAACAAGGACUCCAAGUUUGUAGAAGACCGUCGCAAGAGACUGCAAAACUACCUACGCCACAUGAUGAACAUCGUGGUACAGAACACCCAGGGUCUGGUGGCAGGGGCAGGCAGGGAGAGGCUGGUGGCUGUCCUGCCCUUCUUUGGUGACCCGUACCCACCCAUAGCUAGUAAGCCAUCCCGGUCGGGACCAUUCGGUCGCAGGAAGAGCAAACAAGAAGCACCAGCACAACAAAAACAAAAACAACAACAACAAGGCCAUCAGUCCUAUAUGGGGCUGUGAUUUACUCAGGCUUCAAUUGUGUUUAGAUAGUCCAGAAAAGCCAAGUGCACAGAACUUGAUAAAUGUGCAUUGUAAACUUUGUACUUGUAUUGUAUUAUUGUUGACAGCGAUAGAAAGUGCGAUGAAAAUAUCAUCGACUUUAAUGCCAAAUUGUUUUUCCAUCAUUGGGAAUGUUGCACUGAGAGGGGCAUGCAAACAUUAUACAAUAUAUAUGUAAUGGCAGUUUUAACUCUGACAUACCUAGUAUAGCAAAACACCAAUUGUAAAGAUUGGUAGGCUUACCAAAACACCAAAUGUCUUUGAUUUAAUGUUGUCAAUGCACUUCUAAUGAUGAAGAGAAUUCUAUAGACUGUACUUAAUUGAUGUUGCUAUGAUUGUACAAUUUUUAUUUGAAAGUGCAGUCCAUUGAAAUGCUACAUGUAUGUCCUUUGCUUGGUAGGAACUAAGUCAGGAAUCUUCUCAAUGCAAGGCACCAAAGAAUUUUAGCAUUUUGAAGUUUUGCUUUUACUCAUUUGUAAGUUUUGAAGGUUUGAUAAUAUUUAACAUAAAUGAUUUAAUAAUGUUUCAUGGCUGUAUGUAUCAGUAUGGCACUAUUAUAAAAAAAUUAUAAGGGAAAGUUACAAAAGCCACAUAAUUGAAAAAAAUGCAUUUUGUACAAAAAAAGGACCCAAUGAGUUGAAGUCAUACUCCAGAAAUUAUAAAAAGUUGUUGAAAAAGGAAAGGCUUUUUUUGGAGCAAGAGCAUAAUUGUUGAUGCGUAUUAUGAAUCAUGUAUUUCCUAAGCUAAUUCUAUACAUGUAUGCCAGCUUAUGAUGAAUUUCCUUACACAAAGGUCAAUGACAUUAUGCUAUUUGUUGUACAAAUGUAACAACAAUGAAAGCAGCUCACAAAUAAUGGGAGAAUAGGGUUUAUUACAUUUGCUCAGUAAUAAUCAUAGGAAAUGCAACAAUGCUUAACACAUGUUGCAUGUGCAUGUAGAGUUGGAUCACGGGAACAAAUACAAUUUGCUAUUUAUUUAUGCAAACCACGACAUUAACUUUGUCAACUGAGAAGUAUAUAUAGUUUGCAGUACAUUCAAACAGCAAUAUUUUUAUCAUAUACUGUAUGUCUGGUACUAUGUAAGAUGUAGAGCAUCAACUUUUCCUGACUUGACUGUAAUUUUUGCCAGAUUCUUACCAAACUGUUGCACUCACUCUUGAGUGGUACCAUUGCCUUCCUGUAACAUGAACGGUUGCAUAUUAUAAUGUUGACAAAUUUCACUUAACAUUGCCAUAUAUAUGUCAUGUACCUUGCCAGUGUCCAUGGUGGGCAUUGUUACACACAGUGUUGUCAGUCUUCCUACUGUAUCAAAUCUACCAACCAGAUAAAUAAAAUCUUUCAUGGAUUUCA